CUUUGUACUCUGAUGCUGCCAUGAGCGAAGCUAGCCUAGAUCUGCUCUUAGCGCGCCUCGAUGCGCUGCUCACCGAGUCGAAAAGCAUGCCCUUCUUUGAGCUUCAAAAGACCAACCAGGUAAUCGCCUGUGGCCAUCUUAUCACAGCGAGCUGACUCAUUCAGAAUAUAGAGUAUGCUCAAAAAUUACUCUUACGCACAGAACUAGCAGAUCCUGCCUCACGCAGGGGUCAUGAAGGACAGCGCGAGCUGAUUCGCUCACUGCUUGAACGUGUCGCUGAUCAACAAGAUGCAUUUGAGAAGGCGAGAGUAGCAGCAGAGGAAGAAGAGCUUGCUGAGAAGCGUGCUCAGGAGGAAGCAAUCGCCGCAGCUGAAGAAAGCAAACGGACUGAGAAGAAUGGACAACAUGGACGGUCUACGCUAUCCUCGCAAGAGCACAUCCUGCAACAGCAUCGUUCUCAGCAAGAGUCACUGACGGAUGACUUGCUCAAUAUGGCACAGACUCUGCGACAAAAGCAAACCGAGUUCGGCAAGGCCAUCACAGCUGAUAAUGAGCUCAUUGAGAAGACUGGUGAGGCACUCAACAGGAAUGCUGACCGAAUGAAAGCGACUGGUGGUAGACUCGGCCAGUAUGCCAAAAAGUCCAGCAGCACAACAUGCUUGUCCCUUGUGGCGAUCUUGGUGGCCCUACUGGGUGUUAUUUUCAUGAUUGGUGUCAUUAAAGUUACCUAGCAUUAUGAUUGCUGCGCUCUUUGUACGAACCGUGCUCUCCUCUGACGCGUGUACUCCUCCAUAUCUUCUCUGUAGCGUCGCCAACGGUCUUCGUGUUCUUCUUCCAGGAUGUCCCAAAGCUCUGACUGACGAACACUGGCCUGCUUCAUCUGCUCAUGCAGAACGGCUCGCGCAAGCUUGACUUCUGCAUGCCAGCCGACUUCUCCGGGCAUCGACAGAGCUUGGUAGAAUUGAUCUUCCGUGCUAGCAAGCAUUGCCUGAUAAUGCAGGUUAUCUGAUCGAUCAUGUCUGUGUUGCGUUUGCUUGAGACGCGAAGCCAUCAUCAUUGCCUGAGACUGAUUGUGCACGCGAGGUCGAAAGAAGGGAUUCUUUUGAGAAUCAUAGUUGAGGUACG
Messenger RNA from Protomyces lactucae-debilis, 1125 nucleotides. RefSeq lists its product as uncharacterized. Gene Ontology annotation, molecular function: SNAP receptor activity. The transcript has a single exon. Gene Ontology annotation, cellular component: SNARE complex; endoplasmic reticulum. Lineage: Eukaryota; Fungi; Ascomycota; Taphrinomycetes; Taphrinales; Protomycetaceae. Gene Ontology annotation, biological process: retrograde vesicle-mediated transport, Golgi to endoplasmic reticulum. Bases 492 to 731 code for a protein of 79 amino acids. The record is from RefSeq and is a predicted model, not a curated record.